GUCACAGCCUCCCAGUCCUCUCUCUCCUCUCUCUAUCUCGCACUUUCUCUCUCUACUGUAUCAGUCUCUCUCUCUGUGAAAAUGGGGGUGGCAGAGCGACCCACAGUGCGAGUGACAAACAUUCCGCAAACCGUCACAGCCCAAGAGCUAUUAACGUUCCUCGAGUCGAAACUCGGCCGUGACUCGAUCUUCGCCGUCGAAAUCAGCAGCGAUCACAAGAACUGGAAGUCACGUGGCUUCGGCCGCGUCCAGUUCACGACCCUCAAGGCCAAAUUGGAAGCUCAGUCACUCUCCCUGAAAAACGACCUCGUUUUCAAGUCCGAAAGCCUCCGCCUUUCGGAGACCUACGACGACAUCAUCCAGCGGCCGGUGGACCAGAAGCGCCGGGUAAACGACACCGUUUUGCAUGUGGGUUUUAUGGUGAAGGAAGAUUGCAUGAAUGUGCUGGAGACGUGGGAGGGCGUGAGGGCUUGGGUCAUGCCCGAGAGGAAGCGGGUCGAGUUCUGGGUAUGGCGGAACGACGAGUGUUAUAAGCUGGAGAUUGCGUUUGAGAAUGUUAUGGAUUCUGUUGGGUGCUGCUUGGGUGGCGAGAAAGUGAAUGCACUGCUUUUGAAGCUAAAGUUUGGUCCGAGGAUCUUUCGAAAAGUUUCAGGACCUAACAUAGCUGCCAAGUUCAGCGCUGAUCGAUAUCAUGUUUGUAAGGAGGAUUAUGAUUACCUCUGGGUACGAACUACUGAUUUUUCGGACAUGAAGUCCCUCGGUUAUGCUACUUCAUUCUGCUGGGAGAUUGAGGAGGAGUUUUCUGUGCCGGAUGUAUUCGAGUGUUUCCCGUUCUAUAAAGAUAAUGAUGUGGUGGAUCUCAUUUUAGAGGACGGUGAAAGAUACUGUUUGUGGUCGGAGACAGUUCCACUUGUGAACUGCGGAUCAAAUUCAAAGUUGCCAUAUGAGGUCCUUUUCCAAAUCAAUGCACUCGUUCAUUCCCAGAAGAUUAGUCUUGCAGCGGCGGACUCUGAUCUGUUUGAGUUCCUUAGUGGUUUAAGUGUAGACACUGCUAAUGCGCUUCUUGAGAAGCUGCACAAGCGCAAUACCAUUUGUUACGACCCUCUAUUAUUCAUAAGGAUUCAAUCACAUGACUUGGAAGGAAAGUCUAAGAGUCGUCCCUCAGCCCAUAAAAGAUUAGUGGAACAUAACGUAAUGAGUGUUCAUAGAGCCUUAAUUACCCCAUCAAAGAUUUGUUGCUGUGGGCCUGAGCUUGAAAAAUCAAACUAUGUUGUGAAGAACUUUGCAGACUAUGCUUCCGAUUUUAUGAGAGUUACAUUCGUUGAUGAGGAUUGGGGUAAGCUUUCUCCAAAUGCUCUUUCCACAAGCAUCCACAAAGGUAUGUUUACAAAACCCCAUAGAACUGGAAUAUAUCAUCGGAUAUUGUCUAUUCUUCGAGAUGGGAUUGUGAUAGGGGAAAAGAAAUUUGAGUUUCUGGCUUUCUCGGCUAGUCAACUUCGAUCCAACUCUGUUUGGAUGUUUUCUUCUAAUGACAAAGUAAAAGCGGAAGAUAUUAGAGAAUGGAUGGGCUGCUUCACCAAAAUCCGGAGCGUAUCUAAGUGUGCAGCUAGGAUGGGCCAACUUUUCAGUUCUUCUACACAAACUCUUGUUGUUCCUGCACAAGAUGUAGAGGUUAUUCCUGACGUUGAGACUUCUUCUGAUGGAGUUACUUACUGCUUCUCGGAUGGCAUAGGAAAGAUUUCUCUAUCUUUUGCCAGGCAAAUUGCUCACAAGUGUGGUUUGGAUCAUAUUCCUUCAGCAUUUCAAAUUCGAUAUGGUGGAUAUAAAGGGGUUAUAGCUGUUGACCGUAAUUCCUUUCGGAAGCUAUCUUUGCGUCGCAGUAUGCUCAAAUUUGAGUCAAAAAACAGAAUGCUCAAUGUUACCAAAUGGACUGAUUCCUCGCCCUGCUAUCUGAAUCGAGAGAUUAUUAUCCUCAUGUCUACUUUAGGGGUAAAGGAUGAAACAUUUGAGGCAUUGCAAGAGGAACAAUUGCGUCUUCUGGGGAAAAUGCGGACAGAAAGAGCUGCAGCGUUGAGUGUCUUAGAGGGAUUCAGUGGGGCUAGUUCCAGAAAUAUUCUUGUAAAGAUGUUACAUCAUGGUUAUGAACCAAAUGUGGAACCUUACCUCUCAAUGAUGCUUCAGUCAUAUUAUGAGAACUACUUGUCUGAUAUAAAAGGUAGAUGCCGCAUAUACGUCCCGAAAGGCCGGAUCCUGGUUGGGUGCUUGGAUGAAACUGGAAGUUUAAACUAUGGUCAAGUUUAUGUUCGAAUAACCAUGACAAAAGAUGAGCUAGAAAUGGGGGAUCAGAGUUUCUUCCAGAAGGUUGAUGAAACAACAUGUGUUGUAACCGGGAAGGUGGUUGUCACAAAAAAUCCUUGUCUUCACCCAGGAGAUGUCCGGGUACUAGAGGCUGUCUAUGAUGUGGUACUGGAGGAGAAGAAUUUGAUGGAUUGCCUUAUCUUUCCCCAAAAAGGAGAAAGGCCUCAUCCAAAUGAAUGUUCCGGUGGUGAUCUUGAUGGAGACUUGUUUUUCAUAAGUUGGGAUAAAGAUCUGGUCCCUCCUCGUACUGUACCUCCCAUGGACUACUCUGCACGGAGACCUCGGACGAUGGAUCACGAUGUAACCUUAGAGGAAAUUCAAAAAUUCUUUGUUGAUUACAUGAUAAAUGACAAUUUGGGUGCCAUCUCUACUGCACAUCUAGUUCAUGCCGACCGUGAACCAGACAAAGCUUUGGAUUCAAAAUGCCUGCAGUUGGCAGACCUGCAUUCCCAGGCUGUUGACUUUGCAAAAACUGGUGCACCGGCUGAAAUGCCCCGGAUCUUAAAACCAAAAGAGUUUCCAGAUUUCAUGGAAAGGUGGGAAAAGCCCAUGUACUUCUCCAACGGGGCAUUAGGGAAGCUGUACCGUGCAUGUGUUGGCUCAGUGGUGCAGGAAAAAAGAGGCUUGGUUUGGUCAGAGCCGAUUGCUGAAGCAGCUUACGAUCAGGAUCUUCAAGUAGGAGGUAUCGAGUCCGUUCUUGAAGUCGCAAAAGGUCACAGAGACCUGUACAUAGAGAAGAUGAAAAGCAUAAUGAACUACUAUGGGGCCAGGACCGAAGAUGAAAUAUUGACAGGCAAUCUUCGAUAUCGUGCAGCAUAUCUGCAACGUGAUAACAGGAGAUACGGGGAUAUGAAGGAUCGGAUAUCGCUGACAUUCAAGAACCUACAGAAAGAAGCGAAGGGGUGGUUCGAGAGUAGCUGCAGAGACGGUGAGCAUGAGAAACUGGCGUCGGCUUGGUACCAUGUAACUUAUCAUCCACUGCAUUUCCGAGAAGACAUGCACUGCCUGAGCUUUCCAUGGGUUGUGGGUGAUAUUUUACUGAGCAUAAAGUCGGCUAAAAUCCAAACAAAUUGAACUCAUAUACCUAUCCAUGUACAAACCAUAUGCUUCUAGUAGGCUUUCCCUCAGUUGUAGGUGCAUCGAGUAGUUAAUUGUGUACUCGUAUGUGUUUGUAACUUUAAUAACAUCGAACUCCAUUUUCUCUCA
Pyrus x bretschneideri (Chinese white pear) is the source of this 3564-nucleotide messenger RNA. Its product is annotated as RNA-dependent RNA polymerase 2. The transcript has 4 exons. Gene Ontology annotation, cellular component: nuclear RNA-directed RNA polymerase complex. Gene Ontology annotation, molecular function: RNA binding; RNA-directed RNA polymerase activity. NCBI's taxonomy places the organism in Eukaryota, Viridiplantae, Streptophyta, Magnoliopsida, Rosales, Rosaceae. Gene Ontology annotation, biological process: siRNA processing. The coding region runs from base 82 to 3432 and encodes 1116 amino acids. The record is from RefSeq and is a predicted model, not a curated record.